Molecule: messenger RNA, 1629 nt
Organism: Cynara cardunculus var. scolymus (artichoke)
Lineage: Eukaryota; Viridiplantae; Streptophyta; Magnoliopsida; Asterales; Asteraceae
Product: glucose-6-phosphate 1-dehydrogenase, cytoplasmic-like
Exons: 14
Coding region: 133-1629 (498 amino acids)
Biological process (GO): glucose metabolic process; pentose-phosphate shunt, oxidative branch
Cellular component (GO): cytosol
Molecular function (GO): glucose-6-phosphate dehydrogenase activity; NADP binding
Source: RefSeq, a predicted model, not a curated record
UGUUAUGAAAUAUGAACAAUGUUUCUUAUAUCUAGUUUGUUUGUUGUUUUUUUUUUGCAAUCUGUUUACUGGAAUAAGGUAUAAUCAAGCGUUAUAUAGGAAUUGAGACUAGUUCAUCUACCAAGAUUAAGGAUGGAGUCGAGUGAUUCUAAACCAGAAACCGGGUGUCUUUCGAUCAUCGUGCUUGGGGCUUCUGGUGAUCUUGCCAAGAAAAAGACUUUCCCUGCACUCUUUCAUCUCCAUCGUCAGGGAUUUUUUGAAUCACAUGAUGUGCAUAUUUUUGGCUACGCCAGGAGCAAAAUGUCAGAUGAUGAAGUGAGGAACCGCCUUCGUGGAUACCUGACACCAUGUCAAGGUUGUGAGAUAAUACGCGAGGAAGAUGCAUCAAAGUUUAUGGGAUUGAUCAAAUAUGUGAGUGGACCUUAUGAUGCCGAGGAGGGAUUUCUGUUGUUGGACAAGGAAAUAUCUGCCAUAGAAGACAAAACAGAAAGAUCAUCCAGGAGACUCUUCUACUUUGCUCUUCCUCCAUCUGUAUAUCCAACUGUCUGCAAAAUGAUAAAAAGUUGCUGUAUGAGCAAAUCUGAUAAGGGUGGUUGGACUCGAAUUGUCGUUGAGAAGCCUUUUGGCAGGGACCUGGAUUCAGCUGAAGCACUGAGCACCCAGAUAGGAGAGUUAUUUGAUGAAUCACAGAUAUACCGUAUCGAUCAUUAUUUGGGGAAGGAGUUGGUGCAGAAUUUGCUGGUACUUCGUUUUGCGAAUCGCUUAUUCAUGCCACUGUGGAACCAUGACAACAUUUCAAAUGUACAGAUUGUAUUUAAAGAAAAUUUUGGAACUGAAGGCCGUGGUGGAUAUUUCGACCAAUAUGGAAUUAUUAGGGACAUUCUUCAGAAUCAUUUACUACAGGUGCUUUGCCUGGUUGCAAUGGAGAAACCUGUUUCUUUAAAGCCUGAGCAUAUUCGAGAUGAGAAAGUGAAGGUUCUCCAAUCUGUUCUCCCAAUCAAUGAUGAAGAAGUCGUAAUUGGACAAUAUGAAGGCUAUAAGGAUGAUCCCACAGUUCCAAAAGAUUCAAACACUCCCACCUUUGCAACCAUGGUUAUAAGAAUUCACAAUGAAAGAUGGGAAGGUGUUCCCUUUAUACUGAAGGCAGGGAAGUCACUAAAUUCAAAAAAGGCUGAAAUCAGAGUACAAUUUAAGGAUGUUCCUGGCGAUAUAUUCAAGUCUAAGAAGCUAGGGAGGAAUGAGUUUGUCAUUCGACUGCAACCUUAUGAGGCCAUUUACAUGAAGCUAACAGUGAAGGAACCUGGACUUGAGAUGAAAACUGCUCUGAGUGAACUAGAUUUGUCAUAUCGUCAGCGGUAUCAAGAUGUUGUCAUUCCAGAAGCAUACGAGCGCCUGAUUCUUGACACAAUACGGGGUGAUCAACAGCAUUUUGUUCGUAGAGACGAGUUGAAGGCAGCUUGGGAGAUCUUCACCCCAUACCUGCACAAAAUAGACAAAAAGGAAGUGCAUUCAGUUCCAUACAAGGCAGGGAGCAGAGGUCCAGUGGAAGCAGAUAAGUUGGCUGAAAAGGUGGGAUACGUUCAAACCCAUGGCUACGUAUGGAUCCCACCAACAUUGAAACCAUCUUAA